This is a messenger RNA of Asparagus officinalis (garden asparagus), 1952 nucleotides long. RefSeq names its product serine/threonine-protein phosphatase 7 long form homolog. NCBI's taxonomy places the organism in Eukaryota, Viridiplantae, Streptophyta, Magnoliopsida, Asparagales, Asparagaceae. The record is from RefSeq and is a predicted model, not a curated record. Gene Ontology annotation, biological process: meristem maintenance; meristem development. The transcript is spliced from 7 exons. The coding region runs from base 476 to 1642 and encodes 388 amino acids.
CAAUUUUAUUGUGCAAAAUCGACCGUCUCAGAAAUUAAUUAGCAAAAACAACCGAAAAGGGUCGAUUUUGCAAUUACGGAACUGCACGGGACUAGUAGUCCCGUGCAGUCCGCCUACCCCACUAACUCCGCUUUCUUUUCGUUCGUUUCGUUCCUUCUUUCCUUCUGCGAUCUCGUGACCACUCUCCCCCGAAGAAAAAAAAAACCUGCUGGCCUCGUCGACCCCCGCCGCCGAUCACCGCCAUUUUCCGUCGCCGCCGAUCACCGCCAUUUUCCGUCGCCGCCGACCCCGACGCUCUCGUGACUGAGCCUUCAACCCCCCCAAACCCUAGCCUUCAACUUCGACUUCGACCCCCUGCCAUUUGCAGUCGCCGCCUAACCCUAGCCCUCCGACCUCGUCGCGCAUCCGACACCAUCGACGCCCACCGAACCCCCAUUCUCAGGUUUGUACACCAUGGAUCCUGGGCCGGUUAGUGAUGAGGUCUUAUAUGACCAGGCUCAGCAUCGUUCACAUAUUAUAUCCUGUACAGAGGUGGUUACCACUCCUCGAGGACUUGGACGUAUGUGGUACAAAAUCGUGGGGUAGUGCUGUUUUGGCGUAUUUAUAUAGAGAGAUGUCAAAAGUGGCACUUAUGCAAAACAGUGAGCUUAAAGGGUGUCUAAGCUUAUUGCAAGUAUGGGCAUGGGAGAGACUUCAUUUGAAGCCAAGACUAUGCACGCAUUUACAAUUAGAUGGACAAAUUCCACUGGGAUGCAGAUGGAAUGUCGAAAAAUGCUAUGACGAGACCCCGGCUAGACAAUUAGAUUUCUACCGGAAUGAGCUUGACCGUAUGAAGAUUUUUCAGAUGGAAUGGGAGCCCUACACCCAAUUUCUACCUCAGCUACCCCCAAUAUGCACAGAAUACCAAGUUGUAUGGAGAGCUAGAGUUCCUCUUAUAUGUUUGGAGAUAGUAGAAAUGCAUGUACCGGACCGCGUGCUUCGACAAUAUGGUCUUGCACAACAUGUUCCGCAGUUUGUUGAAAAGAUAGAGAGGAAGGCAAAGAAAGGAGGCCAACAAAUAAACUGGAUGAUCGUGCAUCAAGCUUUUAUACACAAAUGGAAUGAUAGGCAUUUUUGUAUUGUCAACCAAAUUGAACCAACUCCUCGGGAAUCAGAUUACUACACUUGGUAUUGGGACAUAACCCGAAGAUGGAUACUUCAUUCGACCACAAUACCGGUUGAGUCGCAAAGAGGAUAUGUGCCCCGGGGUAUAGAUGAGAGAGAAUUAGUAUCAGCAAUAGAUGAAGUUCAAACUCUUGCAAAUCGUGGUUUGGAAUUGGCUCGAGCAGCAGAUAGAAAUCCCGAAGCACAUGAACAUGUAUCAAUAUAUCAGGCUAUAAUGCAGAGGCUUCAACAAGCCUUACACCGAACUCACGAAGAUCGUCAUGAUGGACGGGAGGUAAGGUCAUUCGUAUAUACACGACAACAGCGACAAAGUCGAGGACGACGCAGAAAUAACGAUGAAGCUGGACCUUCCCAACGUGUCGACGAUGGAGCUGGACCGUCACAACCACAAACGCAACCGGAUCACGAACUCGUCGAAGGGCGGUAUGGAGGACGACGAAGACAAAGGAGGAGGAGGAGAGUUCUUGGAUGUAUGUAAACUACAGGUUAUAUACAUUACAAAACUAUUUAGGGAUGUGAUUUUUGGAUUUGUAGUCGAUAAUAUCAUGUGAUAUGUUUGAUUUCUAAGUGGGUUUGUGGUGUUAUUAUGCUGGAUUUGUUAGUGGGAGUUUGUGGUGUGAUGUGAUUUGUUUGAUUUGAAAUGAGUAUGUGGUGAAAUCAGUAUGUAAUUUGUUAGUGGGAGUUUGUGUGGAUGUAUGCACAGGGACUACAUGAAAUGCAGUGGUGAAAUGAGUAUGUGACUUGUUAGAGGAAGUUUGUGUUGAUAUAUGCACAGGAACUACUUGAAA